Cyprinodon tularosa is the source of this 2425-nucleotide messenger RNA. RefSeq names its product potassium channel tetramerization domain containing 1 (gene kctd1). The coding region runs from base 417 to 1445 and encodes 342 amino acids. The record is from RefSeq and is a predicted model, not a curated record. Gene Ontology annotation, cellular component: nucleus. The transcript is spliced from 5 exons. NCBI's taxonomy places the organism in Eukaryota, Metazoa, Chordata, Actinopteri, Cyprinodontiformes, Cyprinodontidae. Gene Ontology annotation, molecular function: transcription corepressor activity; transcription factor binding. Gene Ontology annotation, biological process: protein homooligomerization; negative regulation of DNA-templated transcription.
AUGGAGUAGAAGCAUGAGGGGAGGAGGGCACACACACCGCUCCAAAUGGGGCAAAGGCCAGCUGUGGCAGGUCCAGAUGUGAGCGCGCACCGGACUUCCCUGAACCGCAUCAUAGCUGCUCCGGCAGGCAGGCAGCGUCUGUUCUUUGCUGAAAAUGCGACGCGCGUACCUGCCACCGAAACAGCGACAGCCCAAAAAGAGCCGCAGGCGCUACAAUGCUAAUGUUGUCGGGGGCUUUGACUUCUCCCAGCCACUGCAAAGAAGCCGCUCCGUGUGACAGGCACGGCGCCGCCGCUCUCCCUCCCGGUCUGUCGCUUUUUUUACGCCCUUUUCCGCAUAUUUAAGGAGGCGAGUUUAAAGAAAAGAAAAAAAAAGAAAAGCCGAUCUCCAGAACGUCUAGAUUAGUAGUGCAAGUAAUGGACGAAACGGAUAUCAUGGACCUAACGCAUCAGAAGGCGAAGAAGCGACCGCGUCCAAUCAGUUCCGUGGAUGAAGCGGUGCACGCGUCGCUGAAGCGGCUGCCGAUGCGAGCGGCGGAGUGCAGGGAGCCCUCCCUGAUGUUCGCUGUCAGAGGAGAGCCCGUCCCUGCAGCGUCUCUCAAGCAGAAUGACCACUCGGUGACUUCCUCUCCAACCACAGUGAUGCCUGCACAGGAUAAUCGCUCCAGCAUGUCCAGACCCAUCAUCACCCGGUCACCAGUGUCUCCAUUGAGUAACCAGGGCAUCCCCACUCCUGCACAACUCACUAAGUCCAAUGCCCCUGUGCACAUUGAUGUUGGUGGCCACAUGUACACCAGCAGUCUGGCCACCCUAACUAAAUUUCCUGAAUCGAGAAUUGGUCGUCUCUUUGAUGGCACAGAGCCCAUAGUCCUGGACAGCCUGAAGCAGCACUACUUCAUUGAUAGGGAUGGACACAUGUUCCGCUACAUUCUCAACUUCCUCAGGACGUCCAAGCUUCUCAUUCCAGACGACUUCAAAGACUACAGCCUGCUGUAUGAGGAGGCCCGAUACUUCCAGCUGCAGCCCAUGCUUGCUGAGUUGGAGCGCUGGCGCCAGGACCAGGAGCUGGGUCGGAUCUCACGACCCUGUGAAUGCCUAGUUGUGCGCGUUGCACCCGACCUGGGCGAGAGGAUCACCCUCAGUGGCGACAAGGCCCUGAUCGAAGAUGUUUUCCCAGAAAUUGGUGAUGUCAUGUGCAACUCUGUCAAUGCUGGAUGGAACCAUGACUCCACCCAUGUCAUACGCUUCCCAUUGAAUGGCUACUGUCACCUCAACUCUGUCCAGGUUCUGGAGCGUCUCCAACAGCGCGGCUUUGAGAUUGCUGGUUCCUGCGGUGGGGGCGUGGACUCAUCCCAAUUCAGCGAGUAUGUCCUUAGGAGGGAGUUGAGGAGGACGAGUCAGCGAGGACCCAAUUCAAACAGGAUAAAGCAAGAGCAGCUGGACUAGAAUCCUCCAGGGCAGCAGGGGGUGCUAGACUUUUCUGAUGCAGCCAAGCAAUGGGUGCCGCAGAGCUUUCUGGACUCUGUUUUUCUUCAUUUCCUUGUUAAUGUUUCUGUUUUCUUACACUUGAGAACCACAUAGAGAAUAAAAAUGAAGUGCAACAGGAGAUUUUUGCCAUACGAAGAUACAAGGCAUUUGAUAACUUUGAGAUUGCAAAGACAUUUGUGAUUGUCUUGUUCCCCAUACACCAGUUCAAAAAGUAUUUAUAUAUAUAUUUGCUGGAUCCCCAAACAAAGUUUGUUUUAAAACUUGGAACCUACAUUAGGUUAAAAAAAAUUGAUUUCUAACUUACUCAUAUAAAUUAAAAGACUUUUAUUGCUGAAGUAGUGUGUUGCAUAGCUUGUCGUCAGUGACUGUUUUUGUUGUCUCACUAGCUUUUUGGACACGUACAUUUUUAACCUUCUCCAAAAAAUAACCUUUAGUUGUUAAAUUGGCAAAAUCUCUGACAUUUUAUCAGCCUCUAGGUUAAUAAAACAUCAUUUUCACAAGUGGCAUGCACAGGAUAACCAUUGAAGGUGGUUCAUUAAGAAUAGCCAUCAAAAGCAGUGAAAAUAGAUAUUUUUGUAAAAUAUUGUCUCACCAUUUGCCUCACAGGGUAAUUUUAACAUUCAUACAACAUUCAAAAUCUUAAAGACUUGUUUUAUUGGAAUCUUAAUUAUUCUCAGACUUAUGACCUGUACAUUUUCAUUGUAUGUAUUAGUGUUUUUUACAUUGAAUCUUUUUAAAGCAAGCUUCUUGGCUCAGACAUGACUGAACAGAUUAAAAGCUUAUUGUACUAUCCAAACUGAGAUGACUUGUAUUUGUAGCACAUAUUGAUAUGAAGUUGGAUAUAAAGUAUUUCUAAUAUUACUGAAACACUUGCGCUAAUUAGAUUUAAGAGGAAUGUAGCGAAGAAAAUGUGAAAUAAAUCUUAGCUAAAGUUGUAA